UCUGCCUACGUCGAGCUCCACAAGUUGCAAGGCGGACAUAGCGACACCAUCAACUGCGUCGCUUUCUCACCCAAUGGUGCAUAUCUGGCAAGUGGCGGGGACGAUUACGCUCUUGUCAUCUGGAAUGUCUCGCAAGGGCGUCAGCUCUACCGCACUCUAUUUAGAAGCAGCGUGGACUAUAUCAUAUGGCAUCCUACCCUUCCUGACACCGUCAUCAUCGGCUGCUCCAACGGGACUUUGCAGCAAUUCCACGAAUUUUCUCUGAAUAACAGCGAGCAGCACGAUAUCAACCUCGGUGCAAGGAGUACCAUUCAUUACCUCGAUUACGAUGCGAACUCGGGAAGGCUAGCGGUCAGUAUGGGCGAAGAGGUGCAUGUGACGAGGGAGAAGAGACCCAAUUACUACGUUGGCGACGUUGUCCUGCCUUCUCCUCCAGCGCCUGAGGGUAUGGAAGAUGAAGAUCCGCGGUUGCGUGCUAUCGCCUUGCGAUUCCACGAUGACGGCGCGGCUCUGGUGGUCUCUUACCUCGCUCACGGAAUAAGCUGCUGGGAUACGGAAACUCAGCAAUCUCGAUGGCACAUACCGAUGCCGGACGUCAGACCGAACAUGCAGGUAAUUCGAGCUCUAUGCGGAAUUUCUCCUGACGCGUAUCUGCUCAGCGGAGGCGCCGCAAUCAGCCCUCACCACCGAUACAUCACGGUGUACAACGUCAAGGACGGCCUCGAUCUUUACGCCCUUGGUCCGCAGAAAAAGGCGAAAGCGAAGAGGUCUUACAAGUUCGACAAACCGCCACGCUCGAAGCACUUGCUGCAAGUCAAGUACGUUCACAGGGGGCACGGUAUCAUUUCCGGGUCGACGUCCGGUCAGGUCUCUAUCUGGGAGACUACGACUGGUGAGGUAUGCCAAAAACUCGAGCACGGCGGUGAGCGGCGGACUUGUAUCAGACCCAUACUGUUCUCACACAAACUCAGUUACGUUGCUACGGGUACUGCCGCUUGCGGUCAAAACACGUACAUCAAGAUCUGGAGGGCCAGGAUA
This is a messenger RNA of Trametes versicolor FP-101664 SS1, 1038 nucleotides long. Its product is annotated as WD40 repeat-like protein. The record is from RefSeq and is a predicted model, not a curated record. Gene Ontology annotation, molecular function: protein binding. Lineage: Eukaryota; Fungi; Basidiomycota; Agaricomycetes; Polyporales; Polyporaceae. The transcript has 5 exons. The annotation marks the transcript as partial.